AUGAGCUCCGUCUGGAAGCGGCUCCAGCGCGUCGGGAAGCGGGCGGCCAAGUUCCAGUUCGUGGCGUGCUACCAGGAGCUCGUGGUGGAAUGCACCAAGAAAUGGCAGCCGGACAAGCUGGUUGUGGUCUGGACUCGAAGAAACCGGCGCAUCUGCUCCAAGGCACACAGCUGGCAACCGGGGAUCAAAAACCCCUAUCGGGGCACAGUGGUAUGGAUGGUGCCUGAAAAUGUGGACAUCAUGGUGACGCUCUAUCGGGACCCCCAUGUGGAGGAAUAUGAAGACAAGGACUGGACCUUUGUGAUUGAAAAUGAGUCGAAGGGGCAGCGGAAAGUGCUGGCUUCGGUGGAUGUCAACCUCAAACGCUUCGCCAGCCCAACCCCUACCCAGGUCGACCUAAAUCUGAAGCUGAAGCCACGGUCGGUGAAGGUGGUAGCAGCUACACUGAAGCUCACGCUCUGCUGCGCAUUCCUGUAUGAGGGAAAAGCCACGGAUGAGGACAUGCAAAGUCUAGCCAGCCUGAUGAGUGUCAAACCCUCCGAUAUCGGCAACCUGGAUGACUUCGCUGACAGUGAGGAAGAAUCAGAGGAAGCCCCAAAGCAGAGCCGGCAGGCAGACGGUGCAGGCCAUGGGGUGCCUUCUAAAGGAUUCCUCCAAAACGUGUUGACGGACUAUUUCUCAGACACUUCACGGGAUUUGAACACCCUGGCAGAGGAAGAGGAGGAUGCCUCGGCCCAGGGCACAAGCCAAGAGGCCUCAGCAAAUUCGACUUCUUCCAGGGCCCUUAUGAAGGAAGCCAUCACCAAAGUACCCAGGAAAGCAGCAGAUUCCCUUGCUGGCAGCACCUCCCACCCGGACCCCCCUCGUCCCGCAACGGAGUCAGCCCCCGCCCUGUCCACGGCAGCACCCCUAGCAGUAAGUGGUGCAGAGUAUGCUGGGAAUGUGGGAUAUGAAGGGGCAAGCGGUGUGUGCCCAAGAGGAGCAACUAGCAGCCAGAGGGGGCCAGGCACCCGGAGGCGAGGGACAGGCACUUCCGCAGAGCUGGCACGAACACGGGCCGAAGAGGAGAAGGAAGAGAAGGGGUCUGAAUGGUCACCCGAACAUCCAGCGUCGCUGAGCGCCACUGAAGUUAGGCCGACUGAUGUCUGGAAACCCCGGGAAGAGAACCCCAUAUCUGCGCCACCACGGAAGAAGAGUCCUACCAAGGGGCCUGCCAGACCCACGGAUGUGUCCGCAUUGCAUUCUGAAGCCUCCCCUGAGGCCCCCCCUGUGAGGAAACGCCGUCUGGAGAAGACACCAGUGCCUCUAGGGAAUCCCCAGAUGGUCACACCCUCAGAGAACAAGUCUCUCCCCACAAUGCCUGAUGCCGUGGGGAGCCCAGCAUCGGAGAAAUCACCCUGUGGGAGCCCCACAGAAGUGCCCGUCUCUCAGCCGCAGCCCCCCAGUUCUGUGGUCGUGUAUUUUGUGGAGGAGACAGGCCUGGGUGAACAGGGGCCUGUCAUUGUCACUAGCGAAGCAGGAUCGGCAGGGUCUUCAGAUGCAGCAUUCCUGGCCUUGUCUCCUAUCAUGGGGCUACCCCCCAUGGCACAAGAUUUUAGAGAGUCACCCAGCCAAGAGGCCCAGAGUUCAGCUGGAGGUUGGUCAAUGCCAGAUGCUGCUCCUGCAUCGACGGGUUCUGGCGUUCUGGUGGAAGUGAUGGAAAUGGAGUGCGGGGGAGGAUGCGGAGAGGUGGCGCAGCCGUCUGGACUGCUAGUCGUGCCCCCAACUGAGCUGGCCAGGUGUGGGAUGGAGGAGGAGCAGCCCGUGGUCAAAGAGGAGCUUUCUGUCAGCGAGAGGAAGCCUGUGACGGGAGAACCAUCCCUUCAGUGGCUUCCGGCUGAACCAGAGAGCUUCCAGAUUGAGGCUGAAAUUGGCCAGGAGGCCAGGGGUACUGCUUCUGGAGGGGAAACUGACUCAGCACCUCCUUCAGAAGCUGCUCCUCAGAUGGAGAAGUGUCAGGGAGGGAGAGGUCCAGAUGCGGAGAGUUGCCAAGUCUCUGGGAUGUCCGAAAACCCGGUCCUGCCAAGCGAUCUUUCCUCAGAAGCUCUGGUGGAGCAGGAAGGGAGGGAAGUACAACUGGAGGUCAAGAAGGACUUUGCAAAUGGUAGACUCCAAGCCUCAGCAGAUUCACCAUCUCCUGCGGAGAUGUGCCAGGAAGUGGCUGCAGAAGAGGGCUGGGCAGAAGCCCCAAGGCCUCCCCUGGCUGUCCUGUCUGAUCCGGAGGUGUGUAGGGGAAAGGAAGAGGAAACACCAGUUCCUGAAUUCUGUCUCCAAAGCCUGUUUGAAGCCCUGAAGGCUCCCGCCGAAGUGGAGAAAGGAGACCUGGGUGGUGGGAGCAAUGUGGACCAGAGGGUGGCUUCUACAGAUUUCACGCAGCAGGCGGCAGAAGAGGAACUUUCAACAGUGGGAUGCGUUGUGCCAGAGAAGGAAGAGGAGCAAAGCAAAGGGGAACAUGGUGGACGGAAAUUUCCAGAAGAUACGCUGGAGGUCACACUGGCAAAGGCACACAGACCAGACCAAGAAGCUUUGCAUAUUGAGUUCUCAGGGAGCAGCACCCCUAGCCUGGAAGAGGCAGGGAAUGGUCACGAGGGAGUGGAAAGCCACAAUCUGCCUGAUGGCGGGGGUCAAAAUGGGGAAGAGAAAGCCAGCUCCGAAGGGCCUUGUGCAGAAGAGAGUUUGCCCCCGAGGAACAGUGAGGGGGCGGAGGCCUUGGCCAUGGCUCCCCCCAACCCGAGUCCCCCACCACCCCAGGAUACCACCUUGCCCCUCCCAGCUCCCCGGGCCCUCAAGGAGAAGCAUGCCCAACCCAGCCACGAGCCUCUGGUGCCUACCUCCGUGCCCUGUGGCACAACACAGGACUUCAGAGGUCAAGGGGAGGCCCAGGUUGACUCCCCCUGCAGCCCUACGCUGGUGAGUUCCAGCCAGUCCUUGCUGGAAUGGUGUCAGGAGAUGACAGCCGGCUACAGGGGCAUACGCAUCACCAACUUCACCACAUCUUGGCGCAACGGCCUGGCUUUCUGCGCUAUCCUGCAUCACUUCCACCCUGAGAAGAUCCAGUACGAAGCCCUGGACCCACUGGAUAUCAGACAUAACAACAAACUGGCCUUUGACGGUUUCGCCUCCUUGGGGAUCUCCCGGGUGAUGGACCCUGCCGACAUGGUUUUCCUGACAGUGCCAGAUCGGCUGAUUGUCAUGACGUAUCUGUGCCAAAUCCAGGCUUUUUUCACCGGACAGGAACUGAAUGUGGUGCAGCUCGCUGGCCAUAGCAACCAGACCACCUACAAGGUGGGUAAAUUUGACACGGACUCCUCUGGCUCCAUUGAUCCCGCCCUGUUUUAUUCUCAGCCUCUUCAAGCUGCCGCCACUCAGCCAGAGGCUCCUGGCAGCCCAGAUGCCCAAGACUCUGGGAUGGCAAAGGCAUCUGGCACCACAACAGGGAAAGAUGAAAAACCAGAGGUGGAGGGCACUGCCCCAAAGUGUUCCUUGAGUGCAGAAAGCACAGAUGUUGCAGAGGGCUUUGGGAUCGGAGCCGUACCGGAGAACUUGAAGGCAGAAGCUAGCAUUGCAGAAUCUCCUCCAAUUUCACAGCUGGAGCAGGCGUCUGAAGUUGAGAAUGCUGCAAAGGAUGAUGGGAAGGCAGUUGUAAAUGGCACCACUGCCAAACCAAUUAAAGAACUAAAAUUGAAGUGUGAGGCAGAGAUCGCAGAGGCUGAUGGGCAGGCUGAAAGUGCCCCGAGCUCACAGCCUUUCCCCAAGGACUCUGUGGUGGAGGCCUUAAGGCCUUAUGAAAAAGCAUUUACAAAUGGCGGCGUGGCUGAUUCAACCACAGAGCGUGAGGCAGAUUCUCUGGCCCAAGCGGAUUCUGAGGCUGACUCCUCCAAGCUUGAUUGGGACACGGUGCCCAAUGGCGCCAUGACCGAUCAGAGCACUGAACAAGAGGAAGAGUUCUCUGCCCCAAGGGAUUCUGGAACUGAAGCCCCAAUGCUUGGUGGGAAGGUGUUAGCUAGCGGUGCCAUGCCCAUCCAAGACACAGAACCAGGGGCUCCAGGGGACAAUGGGAUGGAAGCUGAGAAGUCUGAUGGGAAACAACGGGCUAGCAAUGGGGAGAAAGUGGUGCCCCCUCCGCGGCUGAAGCGGAUUGCCUCCCGGAGUGGUGCUGAGCGCCCUUUGCAGCGCACCCUCUCCACAGGGAGCCAGCAGGGUCCUGUAGCCCCGCCACGAACCCACGCGGGCAAGUCCACCUUUGCUCACGUCCGCGAUGCAGACCUGGUGAAGAAGCGGCGCUCAAGGCUCAAGAGCGAGUCCUCCCUGUCGAUGGAUGAAACGGAUGCGGGCGGCCCUUCGGAGGACCCCGCCAAAAGGCUGGCUGCGGACGAAGGCUCUGAUGAGAGUUCAAAACUCAGACACGGCACAGCAAAGGCGCAGCAACCUCCAGCUCCUUCCAGCACUACCUCCCAGAACCCGAUCCAGGACUCCAGCCUCAAGAACAGCACCAAUGAAGAGGAGGUUCCGAAGUUCCAGGAUACCAGCCAGUAUGUGGUAGCCGAACUUCGGGCCUUGGAAACGGAACAGAGGCAAAUUGAUGGACGGGCGGCCGUUGUGGAGACGGAGCUACGAGGACUCAUGGAAUCAGGCUCUGACAAGCUGAAAGAAGAGGAGCUGAUCCAGGAAUGGUUCACGCUGGUAAAUAAGAAGAAUGCCCUGAUUCGGCGGCAGGACCAGCUGCAGCUUCUGGUGGAAGAGCAAGACCUGGAGCGGCGGUUCGAGCUCCUCAGCCGUGAGCUGAGAGCCAUGAUGGCCAUUGAAGAUUGGCUCAAAACAGAAGCCCAAAAGCAGCGUGAGCAACUCCUCCUGGAAGAGCUGGUGUCCCUGGUGAACCAGAGGGAUGAGCUGGUGAGAGACCUGGACAUCAAAGAGAGGAUAGCUUUGGAAGAGGAUGCCAGGCUCGAACGGGGAUUGCAACAGAGAAGACGCAAGCUCAGCCGCAAGGAGAAAUGCCGCGUCAGCUGAGACUGACAAACUGAGUUGCUCCCCCCC
Messenger RNA from Euleptes europaea (tarantolino), 5076 nucleotides. It is a transcript of the gene EHBP1L1, whose product is annotated as EH domain binding protein 1 like 1. Lineage: Eukaryota; Metazoa; Chordata; Lepidosauria; Squamata; Sphaerodactylidae. The record is from RefSeq and is a predicted model, not a curated record. The transcript is spliced from 20 exons. Gene Ontology annotation, molecular function: protein binding. The coding region runs from base 1 to 5049 and encodes 1682 amino acids.